Molecule: messenger RNA, 1920 nt
Organism: Linum trigynum
Lineage: Eukaryota; Viridiplantae; Streptophyta; Magnoliopsida; Malpighiales; Linaceae
Source: the annotation of a GenBank genome assembly
CAACGCAAUGGCAGCCGGCAAUGAUGCUCAUAGUGUCUGUGAAAUCAAUUGUAAAAUUGACGCAAUGAUGUUGGAUCAAUUUUCUUUUGCUAAAAAAAUGAACGCAAUAAGACAUCUUAGUUCGUAUUGCUAGUCAAGUAGUCAUCCAGCUAUGUAAAAACAAAUUUCAUUACAUAAUAUAAUAUACUUAGUGAUAAAGUUCAAUGUCAUAUAUUUACAAACGAUCUGCUGGCAACACGUACGCAGCCAGCACCAAGCUCAUACAAUUACAAACCUUCAUACUAGUCUUUGGAUGUACUUUAGUGGCACGAUUGAAAGAAACAAACAACUCGGUAGCGGAAUCUAUAUGGUUUUUUUUUUUUCCAGGAGGUAUUGUCACGGACUUAAAUUUCAAUCGUGUGAUUUUAGCUCUCAACUCCGUAUAAGAUGCUAAGUCAGUCUUCUCAUUUACUCAAAUUCACUCAACUCACAAAAAGAUGGUAGAAACUUCAUAGUGUGUAUUACUCACAAAUAUGAUGGAUGAUUACAAAUAAGGAGGAUGACCUCCUUAUAUAGGCUCUCUCCUCUUACAAGGUGUUAAUACCUCCUUAUAAUGGCUCUUCUCAUUACUACAUCCUAUAAGCAAUAGCGGACCCAGAAAUUUCAUUAAAAGUAUUCAACAAUAGACAAAAUUUUAUAAGGGCUGUCAAAUAGUUUGGAAUCCAAAUACUACCAUUACCAAACUAAUAUUUUACACAUGUAUUUUGUUGAAAUUUUACAUUCAAGGUUUGUCAAUUGACAACCCAUUCUUGUGAGUGGGUCCGCCCCUACCUAUAAGUCUCGCCCAUAAUGCACACAAUUAUCCCACCUCAUAACGUGGCUCUUUAUGUGCACCAUUAAACUCAUCUUUAAGAUGGGGAAUCCUAGGAGCAUCCUAUGCUACUAGGUCUUCUAUAACGCUACACGUGCUUGACCUUGUAAUGAUCUGCCAUGUCACUUGCCAUGUCACCCACCACAUGUGAAAUUCUCCCCCAUCUAUUCUCGCGACGCCCUCGUCACGUCCUUGCUAUUGAAUGCCUCGAUCGAUCUCGAGCAGCUUCUCCCUACUCUACAGCCUCGGUCGUGACAUUCUCCUCCACUCAAUCCACGACGCCCUCCUCAUGGCUCUUUGUCAGACGCCUUUCUUACCUUUGCCUCACUGCAUGCAAGGUCUUGUUGUGCCUUCCUCAAAUCCAAGGAUAGCCCUAGCUUGCUCUCAAGUGUUGUGCUCCCAUGAUGUUGCCAACUUCUCUGUGGUCUUCUCCGUCGUCUCUUCGAGUGUCUUGCUUUCUCGAUAUGGUGGCCUUUCCAUGCUCCUCUUGACAAGUCGAUGAUGGAUCUUCCUCAUCUCUCGUGGCUCCAUGAUGUCACACACUCCUCCUCGUUGUCCUUCUCAAAUGAGUCUUCGAGUGGGCCGCUCUUUCCAUCAUCGUUGCCACUUCUCGUUGUUCUUGCCUUGCCAAACGCCCCUUGUUUGACUUGGGUUGCUCUCUUGUCAUGGAAACCGAUCUUGCUCCUCCUUCGAUACAAAAUGUAUUGGCGUAAGUGACCGAGAAAGCUUUCUCCCACAACAUGAACCAAUAUCGAUGAUGACCUGGUAGUCAUCCAACGACACCACUUUAAAGUCUGUUACCCUGGUCCAUCCUCCAAGCUUGAGUGGCACCUAGCGCGCUACUUCGUUAGUUCUUGUGGCCUUUGAGUUGGUUGCCUUCAACCACCCUCUUUGCUCCUUCUCAUAUGUGAUGCCUAGCCUCCACGCUUGAUGACUCGGUAUUUGCACAUGUUUUCCCCUUUGUUUCUUGAUUGUUUGAGCUUGAAUUAUUGCGUCUUUGGCCUAUUUUAUGCUAGGUUGUAUUCCUUUGUCCCAUUUCAGGUCCUAGCACAUAAAGUGAAGCAUAUGCG